CCAGGUGCCUAACUGUGACUCACCUGUAUGAGGAACUGGUCCCAGUAACACCAGACCACACUGGCUCCACUUUCACACAGCGAGCUAACCAGCCUCCCAAACAUGUCGAUGCCCUGCUCACACUGUCCUCUAACAUGCUGUGACUCACAUCGCGCGCAAUGAACGUCGCAUGGGGCUUGCUGACGGUUCUGAGUGUGGUGUGCCACACGGAGUCGAGGUGCUCGCCGACGUCUUAUUAUAAGAACUGCUGGAUCCGACGCUUCCCGGGUAUUUUCAUCGACAUCGAGGAGUCUCAGCGCAGAGGAGCGCAGCUGCUGAAGCACUACCAGGAGGAGACGGCGCUCAAAUGCAGCCGCACCUGCUGCCUCACCAGAAACUUUUCCUGCAAUCUGGCCAUUUUCCACUAUGAUACUUCUCAAGAAAACGUGAACUGCUUCCACCUGCACUGUCCCACGCUGGAGAGCUGCAUCCUGAGCCACAGGGGCAACGUUGUUCUGUACAAUGUCACUAAAGGGGUGGAUCCUGACCUGUUGGUGUUUGGAAAGUACUUCACCUCCAAUGUGCGUGUGUUGCCGCACCACUACAGUCGAGCCAACGUCUCUGAGCCCCUGCCCUCAGACAAACGCCAGUUCAUACAUCCGCCCCCGCCCGCUGCCCUGCCUCUGACGUCUGCACCGACUGGUACACGGCCCACCACAGCACGUAGAGGGCUCACCACCACCACCGCCACCACCCUGCGGAGCACCAGUCAGGCUACAGUAGUUCCAACAACAACCACCACACUGUCCUCCACUUCACCUGCUCUUAUAACAGACCAGCAGAGCCAUGCACAAACAGCACCAACCACCUCCACCAAUUCUCCUGCACCCAGCUUUACUGCACCUCCUCCAUCCAUGACAGAUGCCACCCUAAAUCCUGAGACGACUUCUAUCUUUUUCCCCACUACUGCGCAGCCCUCUACAUCCGCCCUUAUCCAGCUUCACACCACCACUUCCUCUCGGCCAGCGACCAGCCCUCCAACCACCACAGGCCUUGUGGGCAACACAGAGAGCAGCAAGCAAUACCCCAAUGACACCAAGGGCCCCCUGGGGAGGAACCACACUGCAGGCGGUGAUGGAGGCCAGGGAGUCAGCGCAGAGGACACUUUGGAGGAGUUGGGACCUGGGUGGCACGUAGCUGCUAGCACCUUACUGGUCGCGGUGGCCAUCUGCGUCACAGUGCUGCUGAGCUGCUGCUGCUCCAUCCUGCUGGUGGUGAGCUGGAGGGCUCACAGGAGGAGGAUGGGGCGCUAUCGGACGUCAUGGAGAGGGAGGAGAGGCUCCAUGCGUCUGAUUAAGUACGUGCUGGUCAGAGAGAGUUCCUGAGAGAGAACUGACAUUACCGUUUCGUUUACGGUAAAGUGUUAAACGAAUAAAUCCAGGACAAAGACAUUCUAUAUAAGUUACAUUUUAGUUUUUGCCUACUUGAUUAUUUAAAAAAACAAUGAAAGCUUUAUUUUAAGCCGAUAGAGAUGAAAAUGUAGUUUCUGUAAGUUGACGCAGUGAGGCUAAUACUGUGUAUUUAAACUGAACUGGCAGGUAGUUUAUGGCUUAGAUUACCGAAGACAUAGUUGUCAUGAUCUUUGGUUUCACUUUUAACCGAGUGACGCAAAUUCAGCCGAUGCAUUCUACCACAGCAAUUCGCCUUAGGCAAGAUGAUAUGAUGUACAUUUGGCUGACCUAUAUUUCGAUGCACUUCAGUGAGUUUCAACUGCUCAUGAUGCCAAACCCUCGAGGACAUUUGCCAGUUGACUAAACCGAGGGCACUUCCAGGCAGAAAAAACCCUGCUACAAUUCAAAGUGUUGUUCGGAUCGUCAGUGACUUGAUGUUCUUUGUGGGGUUGAGUUUUUGCCUCUUGGCCUUCUGUGGUUAACCCUCUUGCCGCUGAGCACAUCUCAGUGCAUUGGGUUUCUCCCGACCUAGAAGGGUACGGACUGCAGACCAUCGCUCUUUAAGAAGGGCGCGGCACUUUUUAACAGCAUGCUGCUGAAAGCAUCCUUUCACUCGGGGUCCCGCUCCUGAAGUUUGGCUGAAGUUGGGCCACAAAGUGACGGACUGGGGCUAAAGCUUCACCCACCUUCCACAUGAACUUCACAGAACAAUCAUCAACAAUA
This is a messenger RNA of Hippoglossus stenolepis (Pacific halibut), 2153 nucleotides long. Its product is annotated as MANSC domain-containing protein 4-like. The transcript has 3 exons. Bases 159 to 1364 code for a protein of 401 amino acids. NCBI's taxonomy places the organism in Eukaryota, Metazoa, Chordata, Actinopteri, Pleuronectiformes, Pleuronectidae. The record is from RefSeq and is a predicted model, not a curated record.